AUGGCUCGAGGAAGGAAAAAAGGUAAGAAACCUAACAAAGAACAGAAAGCUCAGUCGUUAUCAAUUUCAGAGGCAUCCUCGGUUGUGAAACCUAACCUAUCGCCGGCAUCAAUGAUAAGACAUAACAGGGAAAGAUCUCGCUCCCCUCUCUCAUCGGAUGGGGCGAAUGAGGAUGGUUCCAUUUCGGAUAUCUCCAUGAAUUCCUCCCAUGAACGGGAAGCUCUCACGGAAACCGACUGCAAUAAUACGAGCAAUAGGGCUCUUCAAUCCCAUGUAAGCGCGGUCUCUCAUCAACAGAACAAGCGUUCUCAUGAUAGUGACAAGUCGUAUAUUACUAUAUCUAAGCAUGUCGGCAACAAUAUUGUCGAGGUUAAGUCUGCAGGCCGAAAUGAGAUAACUGUAUCUCUUAACAAUUACGAGAAAGCUAACAGCAUACUUAAUUUAGCCGACCUUAAAGCACACAAUUUGAAAGCCUCAAUCCCUGCAUUUAGAGUUAUGAGAACCGGUGUCAUUAAAAACGUGCCAUUAGAAGUCACCGAUGAGAUGAUUCUUAAUGAAUUUAAUUCAACGGCUAAGAUAGUUUCGGUCCGUAGGCUUCAUCGCAAAAUACGUAAAGACGAUAAGGAUGUUUUGACCCCUACUCUUUCCGUACUAGCUAAAUUUCAGGGGCAACUUCUCCCUCGUGCAUUAACCUUCAUGCAUGUUUCAUUUCCAGUUCUACCAUACAUUCCACGUGUGCUCAUGUGUUUCGCAUGUUUAAGGUUUGGACACAUUAGCUCUGACUGCAAAAGUGCGGCGUGCUGCGCUAAAUGUGGACAGAACAGACACACUAAUCAAGAGGACUGUCCUCGACAUCAGCUCUCUCCCAUACGUUGCAAUUGCGGUCAGGAACAUCUCCCCUCCUCUGUGAGAUGCCCGGUGUAUAUCAAACAAAGGCAGGUUUAUCAAUAUGCCGCUUUGGAGAACGUAUGCGGAGGCUCGCAGUAA
Molecule: messenger RNA, 987 nt
Organism: Mycetomoellerius zeteki
Lineage: Eukaryota; Metazoa; Arthropoda; Insecta; Hymenoptera; Formicidae
Exons: 2
Coding region: 1-987 (328 amino acids)
Molecular function (GO): nucleic acid binding; zinc ion binding
Source: RefSeq, a predicted model, not a curated record